Messenger RNA from Eruca vesicaria subsp. sativa (arugula), 1992 nucleotides. The record is from the annotation of a GenBank genome assembly. Lineage: Eukaryota; Viridiplantae; Streptophyta; Magnoliopsida; Brassicales; Brassicaceae.
AUGGAGAGAGUAGUAAACAAACCCUUUGCGGGAAUCAUUCAUGAUUUCAAAGGAAGAAGAAAGUGUUACAAACAAGACUGGCUUGCUGCUUUUAAUUCUGGUGUUAGGAUACUGGCUCCAACUCUCUACAUUUUCAUUGCCUCUGCACUACCUGUGAUUGCAUUUGGCGAGCAGUUAAGCAGAGAGACAGAUCGAAGUCUUGGCAUAGUGGAAUCAUUAGCUUCCACAGCUAUUUGUGGAAUCAUCCAUUCUAUUUUUGGUGGACAGCCUCUGUUGAUAGUAGGUGUUGCUGAGCCCACUAUUAUCAUGUAUACUUACCUUCACAGCUUCAGCAAAGGCAGGCCUGAACUGGGUCAGAAACUCUACUUAGCCUGGGCAGGAUGGGUGUGUGUAUGGACAGCAGUUUUGCUUAUCCUUCUUGCAACGUUAAACGCAUCAAACAUCAUAUCUAGAUUCACAAGAAUUGCAGGAGAGCUCUUUGGAAUGCUGAUCACCGUUCUGUUUUUCCAAGAGGCUGUUAAGGGAGUUCUCGGCGAGUUUCUUGUGCCAAAAUCUGAAGAUCCAAGACUAGAGGUUUAUCAGUUUCAGUGGCGUUACACUAAUGGACUUCUUGCAGUUAUCUUCUCAUUUGGUCUUCUUUACACUGCUCUUAAAAGCAGGAGAGCAAGAACAUGGAGAUAUGGAUUUAGGUGGAUGCGAGGUUUUAUUGGAGACUAUGGAACUCUCCUCAUGCUUGUGUUGUGGAGUGCAUUCUCCUUCACAGUCCCUAGAGAUAUUCCUGAAGGAGUUCCAAGAAGGCUUGAACUACCUCUUCCUUGGGAUCCUGAGUCUUUGUAUCACUGGACAGUAGUCAAGGAUAUGGGGAAGGUCCCACCUCUUUUCAUUCUAGCUGCAUUUAUACCAGCAAUUAUGAUAGCAGGUCUAUACUUCUUUGAUCACUGUGUAUCUGCACAAAUGGCUCAGCAGAAGGAGUUUAAUCUGAAAAACCCUCCAGCUUAUCACUAUGACAUCUUUAUUUUAGGAAUCAUGACAUUGAUCUGUGGCUUACUUGGACUUCCUCCUUCAAAUGGAGUCAUUCCACAGUCCCCUAUGCACACAAAGAGUCUUGCAGUUCUCAAGAGACAGCAAAUGCGAAAGAAGAUGGUCCAGAAAGCCAAAGAAUGCAUGAAAGCAAAAGCAAGCAAGUCAGAGAUCUAUGGGAAGAUGCAAGAUGUGUUUAUUGAAAUGGAAACAUCACCCAAGGCAUUGGUGAAGGAGCUAGAAAACUUGAAAGAAGCAGUGAUGAAAGCAGAUGAUGGAGAAGGAGGAGGAGGAGGAGGAGACACAAAGGGGAAGAAGUUUGAUCCAGAAGUACAUAUUGAAGAUCAUUUGCCUGUUAGAGUUAAUGAGCAGAGAGUCAGCAAUCUCUUGCAAUCAAUCCUUGUUGGAUUGUUGAUAUUUGCAGUUCCACUUCUCAGAAUGAUACCAACUUCAGUUCUAUGGGGUUACUUCACUUACAUGGCUGUUGAUAGUCUCCCUGGAAACCAAUUCUGGGAAAGACUUCUGUUACUUUUCAUCACUCCUGGUCGUCGCUUCAAAGUUCUUGAAGGUUUACAUUCAUCAUUUAUGGAGAUUGUACCAUACAAGUCAAUUGUUAUGUUCACACUCUUCCAGCUACUGUAUUUUCUGAUAUGUUAUGGAGUAACAUGGAUUCCAGUGGGAGGGAUUCUGUUCCCAUUGCCAUUCUUCAUACUCAUUGCUAUAAGACAAUACAUCCUCCCCAAGAUAUUUGAUCCAGCUCAUCUCCAAGUUUUAGAUUCUUCAGAGUAUGAAGAGAUGGCUGGUGCACCUUAUAAUACUCCUUUGAGUUCUGUUGAGAUCAGUGAAGACGAGUUUUACGAUGCAGAGAUUUUAGAUGAGAUUACUACAAGCAGAGGUGAACUCAAGCAUAGAACCUUAAGUGUCAGGGAGGGUAGAUCACAAAUGGUAACUCAAACCCUUUCUAGAGAUUAA